Messenger RNA from Amblyraja radiata (thorny skate), 309 nucleotides. Its product is annotated as zinc finger protein RFP-like. The transcript has 3 exons. Gene Ontology annotation, molecular function: zinc ion binding. Bases 1 to 309 code for a protein of 102 amino acids. The record is from RefSeq and is a predicted model, not a curated record. Lineage: Eukaryota; Metazoa; Chordata; Chondrichthyes; Rajiformes; Rajidae.
AUGAGUGGCACGGGUGGGGGGGACAUUUUUGUGGAACUUAAAAGAUAUAAACGGGUUAGUCGGGCCUUGGCGGGUCUGGCUGAGAAAGCUCGAACACUGAACCUGAAUCUCAAAGGGAAGGAAAGUAAAUUUAACUGCGAGAAACAUCAGGAGGAACUGAAACUGUUUUGUGAAACGGACAAGAAACUGAUCUGUGUGAUUUGUGCAGCUGGGCGGGAACACAAGACUCACAGCUUCAUGCCGGUGGAUGAAGCUGUUGAAAUCUACAAGGCUGAGAUCAAAUCUUCCUUGGAAUCUCUCUCAAAAUAA